Messenger RNA from Alligator mississippiensis (American alligator), 592 nucleotides. Its product is annotated as E3 ubiquitin-protein ligase TRIM39-like. Gene Ontology annotation, molecular function: protein binding. The transcript has a single exon. The record is from RefSeq and is a predicted model, not a curated record. Bases 1 to 558 code for a protein of 185 amino acids. Lineage: Eukaryota; Metazoa; Chordata; Crocodylia; Alligatoridae.
AUGACUCUCUCCCCAGUGGACGUGACUCUGGACCCAGACACGGCUCAUCCCAACCUCGUCCUGUCUGAGGAUCGGAAAUGUGUACAACACAGAGACACCCAACAGCAUGUGCCCGACACCCCGGAGAGAUUUGAUCCUUGUCCCUGUGUCCUGGGCUCGGAGGGGUUCACGGGCGGGAGGCGCUACUGGGAGGUGGGGGUGGGAGACAAGACAGAGUGGUACGUGGGCGUGUGCAGGGAGUCUGUGCGCAGGAAGGGGGAUGUCACACUGUCACCUGGCCGUGGACACUGGGUCGUGUGGCUGGAAGAUGGAGGACACAAGCCCUGCACCUCCCCCUGGACCCCCCUCCGCGUGCACGUGCGGCCCAGGCGGGUGGGGGUUUUCCUGGACUACGAGGGGGGCGAGGUCUCAUUUUACAACGUGACCGACAGGUCCCAUCUCUUCACUUUCACUGACACCUUCUCCGGGACCCUGCGCCCUUUCUUCAGUCCUGGUCUCAAUGCUGGGGGCACCAACGCGGCUCCCCUGACCCUGUGCUCAGUCCCAGCCCAGCCCUGAGGGAAUCUCGGUCCCUGCCAUGACCCGCGGGGGG